ACAAAGUUUGGCUUCGGCACUGCAGAGGGAGGGGGCGGCCCGGCCCGGCCCAACUCUGCCCCCGGCCGGCCCGACCCCGGCCCCGGCCCCCGGACAAACCCUUAUCUGAUUCCAGCUCCGGGUUUAAGAGUCUUGGCCCUGCCUGUCGCACAGCUCCGCUCGCCGCUCCUGCCCGCCCCGUCUGUUCAUCUGUCCCGCUGCCCCGCGAUUUAUCAGAGCAGCCACUUCACCUUCGAGCCAAGAUGACGUCGGUCGCUAAGGUCUAUUACAGUCAGACGACUCAGACAGAGAGCCGCCCCCUAGUGGCCCCAGGAAUACGCCGGAGGAGGGUCCUCACGAAAGACGGCCGGAGCAAUGUGAGAAUGGAGCACAUUGCUGACAAACGUUUCCUCUACCUCAAGGAUCUAUGGACGACCUUCAUUGACAUGCAAUGGCGCUACAAGCUUCUGCUCUUCUCUGCAACCUUUGCAGGCACGUGGUUCCUCUUUGGUGUGGUGUGGUAUCUGGUAGCUGUGGCCCAUGGGGACCUGUUGGAGCUGGGACCUCCUGCCAACCACACGCCUUGUGUGGUGCAGGUGCACACGCUCACCGGAGCCUUCCUCUUCUCCCUGGAAUCCCAGACCACCAUCGGCUAUGGCUUCCGCUACAUCAGUGAGGAAUGCCCACUGGCCAUCGUGCUUCUUAUUGCGCAGCUGGUGCUCACCACCAUUCUGGAAAUCUUCAUCACAGGUACCUUCCUUGCAAAGAUUGCCCGGCCUAAGAAGAGGGCCGAGACGAUCCGCUUCAGCCAGCAUGCCGUUGUGGCUUCCCAUAACGGGAAGCCUUGCCUUAUGAUCCGGGUUGCCAAUAUGCGGAAGAGUCUCCUCAUUGGAUGCCAGGUGACAGGCAAACUGCUUCAAACGCACCAGACAAAGGAGGGUGAGAAUAUUCGGCUCAACCAGGUCAACGUGACUUUCCAAGUAGACACAGCCUCAGACAGCCCCUUUCUCAUCCUACCCCUGACUUUCUACCACGUGGUAGAUGAGACCAGCCCCUUAAAAGAUCUCCCGCUCCGCAGUGGGGAGGGGGACUUUGAGCUGGUGCUGAUCCUGAGUGGGACAGUGGAGUCCACCAGUGCCACCUGCCAAGUUCGCACUUCCUACCUACCGGAGGAGAUCCUCUGGGGUUACGAGUUCACGCCUGCGAUCUCACUGUCAGCCAGUGGCAAAUACAUAGCUGACUUCAGCCUUUUCGACCAGGUUGUGAAAGUGGCAUCUCCCAGUGGUCUCCGCGAUAGCACCGUACGCUAUGGAGACCCCGAGAAGCUCAAGUUGGAGGAGUCAUUAAGAGAGCAAGCUGAAAAGGAAGGCAGUGCCCUUAGUGUGCGCAUCAGCAACGUCUGAUAUCCUGUUCUCUCCUCCCCAGCCCUCUGGCCUUUUCCUCUUCCAGUGCUCUGGGAAAAGGAUACAAUCUGGGUUCGCUGGAGAGACCCUGAAGCACCCACCCUCAACUUCCCCUUAGCCCGGUGGCCUGUGAGCAGUCGGGGCCUGCUGGAGCCCUUCCUUUUCCUCUCACUGUCCCCUUGUACCUUCCUCUACCACUACACCAAUGUAUAUGACUCUUAAGCCAGCUUGGGGGAAAGAGAGGGAAGAUGAGGCUGACAUGGCUUGGAAGGCCGCAGCCAUGCUUGGAGAUUCACAUUCAGAGGACCAUGUGACUGGAUGGAUAGACUCCCCCCCAAACGCCCACCACUAGAAAAUUUGAUGGCUUGAGACUGGAGCUUCCUCCUUUUCUCUUCCAUCUAGCUAAGUUCCCUGAGGCAGAACUCUCUCAGAGAGUCACUCUAUGGGCUCUGCCCUCAGAAGUACUGGGAUCUGAAAUCAGUUUUCCCUGGGCUAUCAAAUCCUGAAGAAAGAAGCCAGAGUUUGUCAUGGUGUUUUAAUUUCAGCUGGUAACUCCUGACAGAGCCUGGACUCUUGGUCACCACCUAAUUUUCCCUCUCCAGUUCUCAAGUGGAUCUUCUCAGCAAAGCCGGUUCUCUCUCAGCUUCUGUUUCUGUAGAACUGGGGUUGACUCGAGAAACACAAGCAGCCACCUUUCCUGCACCCAUCCUGGAUUCUGAGAAAUUCAAUUUUGGAAAUACUGUCUAAUACUCUGGCCCUGUCCUUUGGGCAGCUCUGUCCUGAAAAGAUAUGUUUUAGUGUUUCCUGGGAAUAGGAAGACCUUAACCAAUGCUCUCUCUCUCUCUCUCUCUCUCUCUCUCUCUCUCUCUCUCUCUCUCCCUCCCUCCCUCCCUCCCUCCCUCCCUCCCUCCCUCCCUCCCUCUCUCUCUCUCUCUCUCUCUCUCUCUCUCUCUCUCUUUCAUGGGCUGUCCUUGAAUUUACUAUGUAGACUAGGCUGGCCUUGAACUCACAGAUACCUAGCUGCCUCCGUCUCCCAUAUACUGGGAUUAAAGGCAUGAACCACUAUGCCAAGCCCCCAAUGUUCUCUUGAAUAAGUCCAUUGCACAUACCUCACGAAAAUAUCUAAAACCAUCCAGAUUACACUGUACCAGUUCCAUUGCUUCCUUUUCUCCCACCCCAGACCUUCCCUUAACUCAACCUUUUGAAGUAAGAGAGGGAAACAUGGUCAUUUGCCUUUCUUAACAUCGAUCUAUUAAAACUAGUCACAGGGCACAGAUUCCCCAGGAAAGCUGAACCCACUUCUCAGAUUUCCAGAUUGCUGUACAGAGCCUCGGGGAAUUUGUGAUGUUUUGUUAUGGUUUGGGCUGAGGCAGAACUCUGGCUGACAGCCACUAUUUUGUUCCAUCUCCUGGUGCCCUUCUGAGAAGUGCCAGCUAUUUUAUGAGGCAAUGCUGAGAGGAGAGGAACUUACAUUCUGAUCUCUGCCAUUCUGACACCUGGCAUAAAAUGAUGAAAACCAGCGCCAUCUCUCCUCUUUUCUGCCUACGGGCCAGUUCCAGGCAAAUUACAAAGACAGCUUAAGAUCACACCCAAGCCAUUCCUAGUUCUCUGGUGAGGGUUGUGGCAGGGGUCAUGGAAGGGCAUUUGAAGCACCAGGUCCUGUCCUAGUGAGCUUUGGCUCCACUUGGGUACCCAGGAAACCUCGCAAGGUAGUUUGGCAGGAAUGACGUAAGCUGUAAGGUGGACUUGACAGAUGACAAGCGACACAUCUAUACAGAAUGCAUGCCCGGAUCUCUGGGCAAAGCCUUGCAGAGAAACUCAGAAGAUCCCAAGACUGAGUGGAUCUCAACUGUGCACAGUCUUUUUACGUUGGUCUUCCCUUGAACUCAAUUAACUGUAGCCUGAAAACGAAGAGCCUUUGGUCUCUCCUUACUGUAAAGCUCACCGUUAGCCUCCAACUCUCAUCAACAACCAGAACCAGAAGAACCUGAAUGUCUGAAACAAAGAGCAGAAGGCAAGAGCCAGCUUAUGUGCUUUCAAAUACAUUCAACGCUGCGCUUACCUGAUGUGUCCAGUGUGCAAGGACCAUGUGUACUGCUGUGUGUGUGUGUGUGUGUGUGUGUGUGUGUGUGUGUGUGUGUGUGUCUUCUUAUCCUGUGGCAAUUUAUCCUCUGUCCUGUUUCUUCUUCACAUUGCUGCUUCCCUUCUGAGGGAAUGACCCUCGUCCCAGAGCCUUGCCAAGGCCCAACUCUCCUCAGAAUCUUGGAUAACAAUGUGAGAGAGCAUUUCCUGCCUUAACCCCUUUUGAACUUCCUCUACAAUCCCAGGCUUUGCUCUAAGUUGCACUUUAAAAUCAUUUAAAAAUCAUUAACAUCUGUCCUGUUAAUUCAGAAUUCAGAACGGCACCUUUCUCCAACAAGCCUUAUGUUCUGCAGAACAACUCCCACUCACAACCCUAAGUGGUUCUUUAGAUCCCAGCCCGACUCUCUGACCUGAAAUCCUUUCUCAGGAUGCAGGGCAAGCUUUACUAACAGCCACGGCUGAUGAAAAAUGGGUUCCCUGUCUGUACCAGCUAGAGACUUGGAAUGUCAGGAGAAUAACAGGUGCGCCAAUUCUAAGUGGGAUGGGAGAUUUCAGGUGAGCAAAACGACCAAUGGGGAAGGAUCUCCAGAGUGGGGAAAAAGUGAACGACGAGGCUAAGGGGCCUAGGGAGAUGAAACUCAGAGUCUUACUUACUUAUGACUGACACACAGGAGGUGGGGGGAAACUUGGGAGAUUGAGAUAUGAUAUAUGUUUAUCUAAGGAGAAAAACAGAGAUAAUAUAUACAGAGAAAUGUACAUAGAUGUACAUAUACCCAAAUAUACGGACUGUACAGAAGGAAGUAUUCAGACUUUAACAAAGGGACAAAUAUUUUGCCUUGGUUUGGGGGAGCAGGAUAGCUGGAUCUUCUGUGUUAUGGUCUGAACAACAGUGACAGUAGCUGAUGGUUUUAAGUUUGCUUGAUGGAAAAGGGAGGGCUAGACCCUGCCCUUUUCAUAAAUAAAGGAGCAUCCGUCGAGGUUUGAUGAAUUGUGCUGGCAGGACAAGAGGAAAACUAGGAGGAAAUGGGACACAGGGAUGCUCCACUCAUGGAGAAGUAGGAAAAUCUACCACUCACACAAUCCCUGGCCAACAACCUGCCGCUGAACAAGUUCUAAAACAAGCAAGCAAGGGAGCAAGUAAGCGAUCGAGCAAGCGAGCAAACAAAAGCAUCCUUCCAUUUUCCUCUCUUCUUCCACCAAGAUGGGAGCUGUAGGUCUAGGCCCCAUCAUUAAAAAUUGAGAAGCUGAAAUUUUAGUACGGGGGGGUGUGUCAAAUGCAAACACUAGAAUGCAAGCCCUAGGACUGAUGAGCUGUUGAGCUCAAGAUACUCUCAAGGCAGAGGCCCAAGCCUAUAUAGAGAAAUCCUAAAGAGGGUACUUCAUCUGUCAUCGUCUCAGCCCCGGCGUGGAGGCAGGUGAAUGCGAUGGCUACAAGGCUUCUUGAUGGAAAUGCAGAAUUCUGCUUUCCUCUUCCCCAGAGGCUGAUGCAGUUCUAUGCAAAGCUUCUGAAAUCCCUAACCUGGGCUUCACUUCAUUCUGGCUGCUCCCUACUGUUCCUCCCACUCUCUGAAACCCACACCAGCUAGCACUAUGCAGGGAUUUCCCUGAGGUCAGCAGAAAAAGAAAAGCAGUCGUAAUGUGGCUAUUAGCCAGGGACAUUGCACAUUCUCCAAGGCUUGCUACCACAAACCUUUACCCAUGCUAGCUAACCUAGUUUCUUUGCAAAAUAACACAUUACCUAUGCUGUGCAUAGCUGGGCUUGCAGGCCCAGUAUUGGCCAGUGCUACUGAAACAGAAGAAUCUAGGGAUGAUUUCUCUACACGCUGCAUUAAAGACUAAACCAGGUCAAAUGUAUUUAGAAAAAAAAAGAUGUGUGAGGCAUUUUUGGUUUAUUUUUGUCUGUUCAGAACAAACUACUAAAUAAACUGGAUGCAUCUCUUGUU
This is a messenger RNA of Mus musculus (house mouse), 5407 nucleotides long. It is a transcript of the gene Kcnj10, whose product is annotated as potassium inwardly-rectifying channel, subfamily J, member 10. Gene Ontology annotation, cellular component: basolateral plasma membrane; presynapse; membrane. Gene Ontology annotation, biological process: potassium ion transport; metal ion transport. The transcript is spliced from 2 exons. The coding region runs from base 243 to 1382 and encodes 379 amino acids. The record is from RefSeq and is marked validated. Lineage: Eukaryota; Metazoa; Chordata; Mammalia; Rodentia; Muridae. Gene Ontology annotation, molecular function: inward rectifier potassium channel activity.